AUGAGUUGUUUUAAGCUCCCUAAAGGAUUGAUCAAAGAACUAGAAGUUCUUAUUAGAAAAUUUUGGUGGGGCUAUCGUGAUGAUUCAAGGAAGGUUGGUGACAAACUCAGACCAGAGCUGUUUGCAACAAUUUCAUGGAGCGUAUGGAAUAGACAUAAUGCUCUCCAUUUUGGACGUGAAGCUUUACCAAUAGUGAAGAUCAGCUCCAUUACAUGUGCUCUACUCCACAACUUCAUCAAUAGUCAAAUUCCAGAAGCUCCUCUCUCUCAACCUGCUGUUCGACAUCAGUGGUGCCCUCCAGAACAAGGAUUUGUUAAAGUGAACUUUGAUACUGCCCUCUUUAAAUACACGAACUCAGCUAGACUCGGUGUCAUCGUGCGGGAUUGGCGUGGUGUGAACCUUGGUGCUCUGUCCAUGCUUGCUAUGCUAUCAUCAACAGUUGCUGAUAUGGAAGCUCUCGCUUGCCUCAGAGCUAUCCAAUUUGCUGCUGAGCUUGAUCUUCAUCGCGUAAUAUUCGAAGGUGACUCGGCCACUAUUAUUUUUGCAAUUUCCCAAAGGACUUCAAGACUGUCCUCCUUUGGAAAUAUAGUAGAUUGUUAG
Quercus robur (English oak) is the source of this 600-nucleotide messenger RNA. RefSeq lists its product as uncharacterized. Gene Ontology annotation, molecular function: nucleic acid binding; RNA-DNA hybrid ribonuclease activity. The coding region runs from base 1 to 600 and encodes 199 amino acids. The record is from RefSeq and is a predicted model, not a curated record. The transcript is spliced from 2 exons. Lineage: Eukaryota; Viridiplantae; Streptophyta; Magnoliopsida; Fagales; Fagaceae.